UCAGAGCAGCGGGCUGAGCCAUGAAGAGCGAGCAGGGCUGCGUGGAGGCACCGGCAGAUCCCCGGGAGGUCAAAGAUCUGCUCCAAAAAUGUAAAAGAGGGGAAGAAGAUGCGCCAGGAAGGCAGGAGGGACUCAAAUACGUGGAUUUGGAGUCAGUGGGUGUAAAACAGAAGAAAGAGAGUGGAGCUGAUGAAAGAAGCCACAUGUCUGUGUUGGCGAACCAAAGAGGAUCUGAAGCUCUGCGCGCAACGGAGCCGAACAAGGAGUUAUCGGCUGAACGUGAGGCUGAAACUAAGAAGAAAGAAGAGCCAGUGGCAGGGUCAAAGGAUCGCCUCAUAUCUGGAGACAAAGGCGAGCGCGCAAUUACGCAACCCGAAGUGUCCAAAACAGAGGAGAGCGCAGAGAGAGGAGAUGACAAUUAUUUGAGCCGGAGUGAGUCUGAUGAUUUCGAGGAUGAUGAUGAUGAUGAUGAUGAUGUUAGUUUGGUGCUUUCCGACGACUGCGUCCCGUGCGUAACGGAGGACGAGUCCCACUACAUUACCACGCAUGAAAUCCAGCUCACGGAGCUUUCUGACCAUGAGGGGGAAUACGACAUCGGAGUUGGCUCUUCAGCCAGCUGGGAGCUGGAGGAUGACAACCAGCAAGUGUACUCUUUUGUCGAUUACGCGUCAUUCGAUGGUGAUGGAGCGGCGGAUAAGGGCGCAGCAGCAGCAGCAGCAGCGGCGGCGACGGCGGCGGCGCUGGAAAGUGAUCCGAGCGACGCAGCCAAGUUCACCAGCUCAGAUGAGAGCGUGUCCAAGCAGCAGGGACAGAUCCACUUGUCAAUCAGAGCCACUUCUCGAGCUAUAAAUGACCCCAGCAACAUCCAAGAAGAGAAAAAUAUUCUUUAUCAUGCCAGGCGCGCCGUGCCAGGAGACAUGAGCCGAUAUGUGUUCAGGGGAGUUGACGGGAAGGCAGAGACGUUGUGUGACACUGCGAAGUGUUUCAUAGCCGCGCCUGGACGCUUGCACUUUGGGAAAUUGAGGGGGAAAGAGGUCACGGAGUACUCCAGCGGUGCGUCCAGCGCUGUCAGCGAGCUGGACGACGCUGACAAGGAGGUGCGCAAUCUGACAGCCAAAGCCUUCAAGAGCCUGGCGUACCCUUACUUUGAUGCCAUUAAUUUCAGCACCUCCAGCGAGUCAUCAGCAUCAGAGCAUGGCUUAGGGAUUAACAGAUGGUCCACGUUUGUCGACUUGAAAUAUGGCAACAUGUCUCAAGGACUGGACCAGAGUGUAGUCUCACAUCAAAACUCUUCUUUUGAAAUAGCCAAAAAUGUAGACAGCAGGGGGUACAAAGGCUUGGCACUGCCCACUAACAAGAUCUUUACUCUGAAUGGGAAUCCCCAGAAGAAAAUCGAGCUGAUGGGGAAGUUCAGUCAGAGCCACAGUGGCGUCAUCAGACUCACAGAGACUUUAAAUUUUCGCUGUAAUGUCAAAUCGGGGAUGCCUGCAGGAGAAAGGCGCACUAACUUUGCACAAAAUGCUGCAGGAUCACGUUCCACAGAUGAAGUUACCAACAGUUUGCCAAGCAGCCAGAGGAGAGGGGCCAGCAAGCCUCCCUCUAACGCCAUGGAAGACACGCACAAGAAGGCCAUAUUCGCCUCCAGCUUGAUCAAAAAUGUGAUUUCCAAAAAGAUGCAGUUCGAGCAGGAGCGCAAGAUGGAAAGAGGGGAGAUCAGCGAGCCUCAUCAGAGGCAGGCUUCCCCGAGCGUGGCGCACCAGGACAGCGAGAGCAGCCACAGAGGGAAGGGGGGCAAGGAGCUGCACAGACAGAGCUCCAAGUUCUCCGAGAGCAGCUCAGACUACGCCAUAAUGUGCGUGGAUGAAUUAGGGGACUUCAUUGACAGCGGCUCAUGUGAUACGAAGAGCGACUCUCGGAGACAAGACGCUCCAGAAACGAAUUUGGAGCCCGCAAAUGAAGCUGGGAUCGAUACUAAAAAAGGCGCAUUGCUUCGCAGCCAAAAUAGCGCAUUCAGAUGUUGGAAGGACGAGGAGGUAGAGUUUCAAAAGGAUCAUAAAAACGAUAAAACUCCAGAGGAGAAGCAGCCUUCUGCUGGGGACAAAGAAGAAGAGGGGGAUCAGUACUCAUUAGGAGGCAGCAAACUGAUUAAAAUGUCACAUUUGUUUGUGCCAAGUAUCCAACUGCUGCCCAGUGACGCAGAGGAGGGACAGCAGCUGCAGAACACGCGCUAUUCUCCAUGUGAAGGGAUCAAACUGCGUUCUGACAACACUUUAUACAUCGCAGACUCCAGGAGCGUGGCUACGUCCAAAUCUCCGGAAAUCAAAAUUAACUUAAGGAGCGUCAGAGACAAUAAAACCGAGCCGUUCAGCGUCUCCAAACUGCGCGCUCCUAAUAUAGGCUGUAACCCAGCCAGCCUCGUCAGAACAGAUGACUUCAAAUGCCAGGCGCUGGCUGCAGCUCUGAAGGGUGAGUGUUCAGAUAAAGUUCCGCAUUUUAUGGUUAGAGACAUUAGAGAUAAUAAAGGGAAGCUCCAAACGCCAAUUCACCAAGUCAGAGACGUGCGUAAACUCGUUAAAAGCUCGUAUCACUUUGUUUCUUUGGAUAACAACGAGAGUAAACCCACUGCUGACAGCCAUACAGAGCAGAAGAAGCAAAUGCCCUAUCGAAAUCUCAACUCAGUCUCCCCUAUUGUGAUAAAAUGCCAGUCUGUUAAUACUAACAGCAACGGGAAACAAGAGAUUCCUAAAAGAGAGCCCCUUGAUUUGGAUAGAUCGUCUCCAGAGGGCGCUAUAAGCGCUCAACUGCAAAAAGCAGCAGCAAGAGCACCCAUAGGUAACUCUAAUAACUCUUCAGAGGGAGGCAUUGGGUUGAAAAUUGAGAGAAUAGCUUCAAAAAGACAGGACAAGCCAUCAGAUCUCACAGAGAAGAAACCGGAGUCAAAGAUGGCGAACCAGGUGGCGUUGGAGAAACUCCAAGCUGCUGUGAAAACAAUGGAGCAGCUCUAUGUGUUUGAAAAGAACGAGUGGAAGAGGAAGAACGAGCCCCGGCCGCUGACAGACAGCCAUGUUCUUUCCCUGAUCACCAGUGAGGAGCAAGGAGGUCCAGAGGAAGAGCCCAACAUGGCUGCCGGAAGAGACUCAUACCCCAACGCCGACAAGACGCCACCAGCAGUAGCGGCGUCCCCCAGCCUGCCGAGGAGAGACGACAAAGUAUUCCAAACUCCCAGCAGCCGUGACGAUAAGCUCCUGGCCAAGUCCAUGCAAGCCACCGCCAACGCCGCUGGGACCAAGAACAUGUUCAGUCUCAGCUCCAGCAUGAAGUCGUCCACAAAGACGACCCAACCGAAUCCUGCCACACAAACCCCCUUCAACGCCAAAGGUUUCACCCCAAAGUCACCAAAACUGCCCGUGUCUUUAAAGAGCAGCCAGAUGAAGAUGAGUGGAUACGAAGUCGGCGAAUCCAGGGAACUAGAGAAGUCUGUGCAAGAUCUUCUGGGCCCUGACAACGAGAACUACCUUACAAUUCCGGUAAAGUCUCCUGCCAGUGCCAACAAACCGGCGCCGUCUACUGAAAAAACCUCAGUGUAUUCGUUUACCACCAAGAUGAACCCAACUGCACCUUCAGGACAAGCAGGACCCACCUCCAAGGGUCACGACGAGCUAAACCAAACCCCAAAACGAGCCAGCAUUGUCAUGGAGACGCGAUCACCAGAGAUUCCCUCUGCGACCAUCUACCACUCUUUACCAAUGGGCAUGACAGGCAAUCAGCCUCAAGUGUACUGUUUUUCUCCAGCGAUCACGCCAGCUCCCACUCUAGACCAGUUUCAGACCACCCAGAGGAAGAUGCUCCUUGAUCCAACGACUGGCAACUACUACUUGGUGGACACCCCAGUUCAGCCUGCCACGAAGCGCCUCUUUGACCCUGAAACAGGACAGUACGUGGACGUGCCGAUGCCACAGCCUCCUAUGACACCAGUUCCCAUGCCAAUCUCACCUUUGGCGCUCAGUCCAGGAGCGUAUGGACACACCUACAUGAUCUACCCAGGCUUUAUGCCGACGCCAUCGGUGAUCCCGGCACGGACACUAGUGCAGUCGCAGAUGUCCAUGCAGUCGGAUUCUGAGAGCAUGGAGAAAGCUUCGUCUCAGCAGACAGAGGGUUUGUACAUGGAGAGUCCUUUCUACAUGGCGACAGGGAAGUCUCCCCAGGCCGCCGUUGGGGUUCAACCGCAGGCCGCCACCGCCGCCAACAGGCUAACGCAGGGCUUCUCCAGUGCCAAACAGCCGGUCAUCAGCAUCACCUCCCAGCAAGGGCCGAGAAUCAUCGCACCACCUUCAUUUGAUGGGACUACCAUGAGCUUUGUAGUGGAGCACAGAUGAACAGAGCCCACCUGGACAGGUCUGAACUCUGAGAGGAUGCUGGACUUCUCUGGACCCCUUCAGUCAUUAAUGUUUGAGAUUUUACUGAAUGUGAUUAAUCAGAGUGAAGAGCUCUCUCAUGUCUUUUUUUAGUUGUUUAAACUUGUACAAGAUGUGUAUAAAAAUGUUUUUCCUGUUUUGUUUUAUAGAUUUAUAUUGUAAAAAUACACACGAGUCUUUCAUAUGAAAACUUUUAUUUUCAUUUUUUUAGUUAUCUCAGUAAUCAGUCAGCCCAUGAUUCUGUAAGUUUUAUUUCUUUAUUAUAACUGCUUUAAUUCUCAUUUCUUAUAAAGACUUCUUUAAGCUGAAUAUCUCUAACUCAUCAUUAAUUCAUGUUAAAUGCUCUCUUGUGUGAUGAUUUUAAAAUAUCAUGGCUGCUCAGUAUUACUGAACCAUGAGGAUGAACUUCUCUACAUGUCAUAAACAUAAUGUAAAUGUUGGGUCAUAACCUCCUAUCUCCAAAAUCACCGCUCUCAGGAAAAUGGUGCAUUUUCAAAAUAAUUUAACAUUGAGUGGUCAUAGGCAGCAUCUUUCUGACUCUUUUUAUCAGUUGAAAAUUUGCAAAAACCUACUGAGAGAUGUAAAGGGUGACUGAUUUAUUUAAAAAGAAAGUUAAAAUCAUAGAGUAAGAUAGGAGGUCAUGGCCUGACCCCAGCAAUAUGUGUGCUGAACUGAGGCAACCUGGAUCUCUUAUCAAGAAAAUGCCGUGCAUCUGUCACAUAAAACACAAGAGGGACUUUUUUUAGUUUGAUCCUUAUUAUUUUUCUUUUUUUUUUUCCUAAAUAAAUGUUUGACUCUUGUUUUGUACAACCCCACAGGCUGUGGAUCUGCUGGACAGUCCUUCCUUCUUUAGAACACAAUCAGCCGUCACUCUUUCAGUGAUAUAAACUUUAUCGAUCAGCCUGAUUUCAUGCAUUUUUCUCUUAACUGCAGUGACAUUGUUGAUAUAAAACCACUCUAGUGAAGUAAAUUAUAAUCUUAUUUAAAAUGUUUUUAUUUAAAGAUGAAUUUUAGAGGCUGUUUUUGUGUUUAAGUUUGAAUCUCCACGCUCUGAUCCUCUUCUGUCUUGCAGCACUUUGAGAGCUUUAUUUCUUUUCAUGUAGAAGUGUAAAUAUGUUUUUAAUCAGGUCUCAUGUUUGGAUCUGGUGUGAUGUGUUAUUGACAUGUUCUGGGACAAACAGGGUUUGAAACCAGAGCGUUUUACUACUUUGACUGUGAGUAAUCCUGACAGAGAGUGAACAUGAUGAAGGUAGAAGAAAGUCGAUGAAGAGACACGGAGAGGACGUUUUUGACUCUGAGGAUGAAGGAACUCUGGAUGGAGGGAAACUGUGAAUUUAAAGGAGGAAAAUGUUUAGAAGGACAGCGAGGAAAGAAACAGACUAUUUAAACUCUGAUGUACAGUGAAGGCACAUUUUUCUGCUGUUUCAUGAAGUGUUGAUCAUAAAUGUGUUUGUGAAAAUCUAAUAAAUAUGAAACUCUUCUUUUGCA
Messenger RNA from Cheilinus undulatus (humphead wrasse), 5903 nucleotides. RefSeq names its product chromosome 22 C4orf54 homolog (gene c22h4orf54). The transcript has 2 exons. The coding region runs from base 21 to 4376 and encodes 1451 amino acids. NCBI's taxonomy places the organism in Eukaryota, Metazoa, Chordata, Actinopteri, Labriformes, Labridae. The record is from RefSeq and is a predicted model, not a curated record.